AUGGCUCACCACCAAAUGCCCAACAUGUUCCGGAAUUUUUUUGCUUCUGCGGUGCUGCUUCUCUUAUUUGUGCUGAUAUGCUGCGGCACCUGUGAAGCCACGAGGGGUACGCCAACUGGGUCGGGGAAUGAAAGUGAAGGUGGCAGCUUCAUGAGCGAGGGUUGUUCUCAGGAACGAAGUGAAGGUGGCAGCUUCAUGAGCGAGGGUUCGUCCCAGGAACGAAGUGGAGUUGGCAGCUCCAUGAGCGAGGGUUCGUCCCAGGAACGAAGUGGAGUUGGCAGUUUCAUGAGCGAGGGUUCGUCUCAGGAACGAAGUGGAGUUGGCAGCUCCAUGAGCGAGGGUUCGUCCCAGGAACGAAGUGGAGUUGGCAGCUCCAUGAGCGAGGGUUCGUCCCAGGAACGAAGUGGAGUUGGCAGCUUCAUGAGCGAGGGUUCGUCCCAGGAACGAAGUGGAGUUGGCAGCUCCAUGAGCGAGGGUUCGUCCCAGGAACGAAGUGGAGUUGGCAGUUUCAUGAGCGAGGGUUCGUCUCAGGAACGAAGUGAAGGUGGCAGUUUCAUGAGCGAGGGUUCGUCCCAGGAACGAAGUGGAGGUGGCAGCUUCAUGAGCGAGGGUUCGUCUCAGGAACAAAGUGAAGGUGGCAGCUUCAUGAGCGAGGGUUCGUCUCAGGAACGAAGUGGAGUUGGCAGUUUCAUGAGCGAGGGUUCGUCUCAGGAACGAAGUGAAGGUGGCAGCUCCAUGAGCGAGGGUUCGUCCAAGGAACGAAGUGGAGUUGGCAGCUUCAUGAGCGAGGGUUCGUCUCAGGAACGAAGUGGAGGUGGCAGCUUCAUGAGCGAGGGUUCGUCCCAGGAACGAAGUGAAGGUGGCAGCUUCAUGAGCGAGGGUUCUUCUCAGGAACGAAGUGGAGUUGACAGCUUCAUGAGCGAGGGUUCGUCCAAGGAACGAAGUGAGGGUGGCAGCUCCAUGAGCGAGGGUUCGUCCAAGGAACGAAGUGAGGGUGGCAGCUCCAUGAGCGAGGGUUCGUCCAAGGAACGAAGUGAAGGUGGCAGCUCCAUGAGCGAGGGUUCGUCCAAGGAACGAAGUGAGGGUGGCAGCUCCAUGAGCGAGGGUUCGUCCCAGGAACGAAGUGGAGUUGACAGCUUCAUGAGCGAGGGUUCGUCCCAGGAACGAAGUGGAGUUGACAGCUUCAUGAGCGAGGGUUCGUCCCAGGAACGAAGUGAAGGUGGCAGCUUCAUGAGCGAGGGUUCUUCUCAGGAACGAAGUGGAGUUGACAGCUUCAUGAGCGAGGGUUCGUCCAAGGAACGAAGUGAGGGUGGCAGCUCCAUGAGCGAGAGUUCGUCCAAGGAACGAAGUGGAGUUGGCAGCUCCAUGAGCGAGGGUUCGUCCCAGGAACAAAGUGAAGGUGGCGGCUGUAGGCAUAAAGGUGUGUC
Molecule: messenger RNA, 1427 nt
Organism: Trypanosoma cruzi
Lineage: Eukaryota; Euglenozoa; Kinetoplastea; Trypanosomatida; Trypanosomatidae
Exons: 1
Source: RefSeq, a predicted model, not a curated record